Molecule: messenger RNA, 612 nt
Organism: Lycium barbarum (goji berry)
Lineage: Eukaryota; Viridiplantae; Streptophyta; Magnoliopsida; Solanales; Solanaceae
Exons: 2
Coding region: 1-612 (203 amino acids)
Source: RefSeq, a predicted model, not a curated record
AUGGCUGAAGCUUUUCCUACUGCUAUCUUUAAUGAGAAUGCUCGAAUUCCGAUGCUGUUUGGUGACAACUUUACUGAGUGGAAGGAGAAAGUCCUUCUCACUUUAGGGUGCUCGGAUUUGGAUUUGGCAAUCCGUGUGGAAGAACCACCUAAACCCACGGAAUCAAGUACGCCCGAUACUAUGGCUUAUUAUGAGCGGUGGAAACGAUCUAAUCGCUUCAGCUUGAUGCUCAUAAAGGCUCAUAUAAGCCAAAGCAUUAGGGGUUCCAUCCCCAAUAGCGAUAAGGUCAAAGUUUAUAUGAAGGCAAUUGAAGAACAAUUUGUAAGCACUGACAAGGCGCUGGCCAGCACCCUUAUGAAGAGGCUCUCAAGUAUGACCUUUGAUAGAAGUCGUAUAGUGCGCGAGCACAUUAUGGAGAUGAAAGACAUUGCUGCUAAACUCAAGUCCCUUGAGGUUGAUAUUUUUGAACCAUUUCUUGUGCAUUUUAUCCUCAACUCUCUUCCUGCGGAAUAUGGUCCGUUCAAGAUAUCUUACAACAAACAUAAAAAUAAAUGGUCAAUUAAUGAACUCCUGACCAUGUGUGUUCAAGAAGAGGAGAGAUUGAAGCAUUAG